Molecule: messenger RNA, 1882 nt
Organism: Dufourea novaeangliae
Lineage: Eukaryota; Metazoa; Arthropoda; Insecta; Hymenoptera; Halictidae
Gene: Eip74EF
Product: ecdysone-induced protein 74EF isoform A
Exons: 7
Coding region: 1-1734 (577 amino acids)
Biological process (GO): regulation of transcription by RNA polymerase II; cell differentiation
Cellular component (GO): nucleus
Molecular function (GO): sequence-specific DNA binding; DNA-binding transcription factor activity, RNA polymerase II-specific
Source: RefSeq, a predicted model, not a curated record
AUGCCGGUCCCCGUAUCGCAAACCCUUACGCUAAGCUCCACCCUCGUGCCCAAGGAGGAGUCAAACAUGCCCUUCAUAGACGACGAGCUACUUUGGUGCCCUGACAAUGACGGCAAGAUGGUCGACUUGACGCAGUGUCUUCAGGAAAGCAGCACAGGGCAGUCGGUAGAAUUUUCCCCGAUGGAAUUAAGCGCCCUGGUGGGAACGCCGGGUGCUCCGAACAUGCCGGCAGAAGAGGGCGAAGGAAUGGCCGGUGUCACAGGGGAGGAACCCUUUGACACGUUGGACACGUUCCUGAGGGAACUGCAAGCCGAUUUGGCGGAAGCCAGUCAGCCCACGUCUACCACUUCUUCCGUAACCUCCUCCUGUAGGCGGCAAAGGUACAAUAUCGCCGCCGCCAAUCCCUUGUUAGCAGAAAAAUUAGCAGCCCCUUCGUCGCAAGCGUCUCCAUCCUCUAUUUCCUACGCAACGAGGGCGGAAAUUAAAACGGAAAACAUUCAGCCUGAAACCAGCAAAGUGGACACCAGGGAGGUCCAGCCGCACGAUGGUAGCGACAAGGAGCAACUGGGCCUCGCGAGCGUGAAAGCGGAACCAGGAUCGACAGGUACCACGACGACCACGACGGGUACACGUCUGUUGCACGGUAUUCUGUCCCAGCAUCCCCAGCAACACGGUCUCGGGGUGCAGAACGGAUACGGCCGCCAUUUGCCCGGCCACGCUCAAAUGGGCCAACCGCCCUACACCACUGCCACUAUCGCGACGACGAGUACACCAGGAAGCGGAUCACUGCCAGCUAGCCCCGCGGACAGCGGAGUCAGCGACGUCGAGUCCAGCACGUCCUCAGGCGGUAACGAGGACGCGAAUCUCUUGCUGAAGGCCAGGCUGAACCCUAACACGUCCCUGCAACCGAGCCUGGCGUCCCAUCACUCUCAUUUGUCGUCAGCAGCGCUCGGCAGGUCAGCCUGUCACAGUCCCGGCGUUUAUCCGUCGACGGCGGGCUUCCUGCCGCCCUCCUAUCAUCCUCAUCAGCAUCAUCCAUCCCAGUACCAUCCGCACAGAGGGAGCUCGCCCCACCAUCAGCACGGGAACCACCCGAUGGGCCCGACAAUGGGACCGCCCCACCAUCAUCACCACCAUCAGACGCAGAGUCUACAGCACUUGCAUUACCGUCAGCCACCUACACUAUCCGAGAGUUACAGCAGUUACGUGAACUCGAUGUACGCGAGCGGCGGUCAGUUCGCAACCCCGUGCACACCGAGCCCGCCAAGGGGACACGGCGGUGUACCGACAAGCGUGAUUCAAGCGGCGACCAGCUCGGUCUCCGACGAUCUGUACCUGUUGGAGCUGGGCUUCCCGCCGCGAACGAAGAAGAACAAACUGAAGAAACCUCGUCAAGGGGACGGGGCCGCCGUGAAGAGAAAAUCUCGCGAGGGCUCGACCACGUACUUGUGGGAGUUUCUGUUGAAGUUGCUCCAGGACCGGGAAUACUGUCCACGGUAUAUCAAAUGGACGAACCGCGAACGGGGCGUGUUCAAGCUGGUUGACAGCAAGGCGGUCUCGCGACUCUGGGGACUGCACAAAAACAAACCGGACAUGAACUACGAGACGAUGGGCCGAGCGUUGCGUUACUAUUACCAGCGCGGCAUCCUGGCGAAGGUCGACGGACAGAGGCUGGUCUAUCAGUUCGUGGACGUGCCGAAGGACAUCAUCGAAAUCGAUUGCACCGGCGCGUGAGAUUGGGCCCGGGCCCCGUUGGAGCAGCACGAGAGGAGACGAGCUGUACGGGACAAGGCUCGUUCGGGAUUUCGCGCCGCCGCCGCCGCCGCCGCGAUCGUUCGUUGCUGUUUGAUCGCACCGUCGAGCAUCAGUAGCUCUUCCUGCC